Messenger RNA from Daldinia childiae, 2565 nucleotides. Its product is annotated as Beta-mannosidase B. The record is from RefSeq and is a predicted model, not a curated record. Bases 1 to 2565 code for a protein of 854 amino acids. The transcript has 2 exons. NCBI's taxonomy places the organism in Eukaryota, Fungi, Ascomycota, Sordariomycetes, Xylariales, Hypoxylaceae. Gene Ontology annotation, biological process: carbohydrate metabolic process; glycoprotein catabolic process. Gene Ontology annotation, molecular function: beta-mannosidase activity.
AUGGCGCCCCGCACUGUGAUCCCGAUCGACAAGAAUUGGGAGUUCAAGCAGGCCGACAAGGAGGAUAGCAAAUAUCUGCCUGUGGGUCAAUUCCCUACCAACGUGCACCUCGACCUGCUCGCUCAUAAGAUUAUCCCCGACCCUUAUAUUGGUAAGAAUGAGAUUGAUGUGCAAUGGGUCGGCGAAGCAGUCUGGGUUUACAGGACAAACUUUGCGACUCCUACAAUUGGGAGCUCUGCGAAAGCGGUCUUGGCAUUUGAUGGAUUAGAUACCUUUGCGACUGUGGUGCUUAACGGGAAGACUAUUCUAGAGACAGAGAAUAUGUUCAUACCCGAACGCGUCGACGUCACAGCCGACUUGAAGGAGGACGGCGGGGAGAACGAACUCGUUAUCACAUUUGAUAGCGCAUAUUUGAGAGGCUGGGAAUUGGUCGAGAAAUAUCCGGAUCACAAGUGGGGAUGUUGGAACGGUGAUAACUCGAGGUUGGCCGUGCGGAAGUCUCAAUAUCACUGGGGCUGGGAUUGGGGUCCGUCAUUGUUGACCUGCGGCCCCUGGAGACCGAUCAAUCUCGAAGUCUAUGAGUCGCGUAUCACCGAUCUUUGGGUCGACAUUGACGUUGAUAAAUCUCUAAAAUUUGCCACCAUAACUACACAUGCUUCUACGGAAGGCAAAGCCUCAGGAGUUUGGUUUGACAUCUCAUACAACGGUACGCCUAUUGUAAGCCAGGCAGUAGCAUCUGGUGGAAAUGCUACAUUUACAAUUGACAACCCAAAACUGUGGUAUCCGGUACGAUAUGGUAAGCAACCUCUAUAUACAGUCACAGCGACCUUAGACGAAGACGGCAAGAUCAUAGACAGCGUGUCAAAGAAGAUCGGCCUACGGAGAGCAGAGCUCGUCCAGAGACCACUUAAGGGAGAGCCUGGUACGUCGUUCUUUUUUGAGGUCAACGGGAUUCCCAUUUUCUGCGGUGGCAGCGAUUGGAUUCCUGCCGAUAACUUUAUCCCGCGGAUUAGUAAGGAGAGAUACUACGACUGGGUUAAAUUGGUAGCGGAUGGUAACCAGUUUAUGAUCCGUGUGUGGGGAGGGGGCAUCUACGAAGAACAAGCUUUCUACGACGCCUGUGAUGAGCUUGGCAUCCUUGUAUGGCAAGACUUUAUGUUUGGCUGUGGCAACUAUCCCGCCUGGCCUGGACUUCUAGACUCGAUCAAACGAGAGGCGGAAGAGAAUAUUAAGCUACUAAGACACCACCCGAGCAUUGUAAUCUAUGCUGGAAACAACGAAGAUUACCAGUAUGCAGAGAGCGUCAAUCUCACAUGGGAGCAGGAUAACAAAGAUGCCAAGAGCUGGUUAAAGACUGAUUUUCCUGCACGCUACAUUUACGAGAAGAUUCUUCCCGAUGCGUGCCGGGAAUUAACCCCGUCUGUCUACUACCAUCCUGGAAGCCCCUGGGGAGGUGUUGAUACGCGAGACCCUACCGUGGGCGAUAUUCACCAAUGGAACGUCUGGCAUGGCACUCAGGAGAAAUAUCAGAACUUCGACAAACUAGUUGGGCGUUUCGUAUCCGAGUUCGGCAUGGAGGCUUUCCCAUCGGUGAAGACGAUAGAUGCUUUUCUCCCUCUUGGCAAAGACGACCCAGAUCGGUAUCCACAGUCCUCUACGAUAGACUUCCAUAAUAAAGCAGACGGACAUGAGCGGCGCAUAGCAUUGUAUCUAGUUGAGAACAUGCGGUAUGCGCCAGACCCACUCGAGCAAUUUGUUUACAGCACACAGUUGAUGCAGGCUGAAUGCCUGGCGUCGGCAUAUCGGCUUUGGAAAAGGCAGUGGAAAGGCCCAGGCCGUGAAUAUUGUUCUGGGGCGCUCGUUUGGCAGAUUAAUGACUGUUGGCCAGUCACUAGCUGGGCUAUCUGCGAUUACUACCUGCGCCCCAAGCACGCCUACUUUACCGUCAAGCGUGAGAUGGCGCCGUUAUCGGUUGGCAUGACACGGCGUGAGCACAAAUACCCGCGCAAUAAAUACACGCGCGUAGAUAUAGAAACGAAAGUACAAAUCGAGAUAUGGGGCAGCAACCUUACCCUCGAGGACCUAACAGUAGAUUGCGUGGUAAAGGCCUGGGAUGUCGAUACCGGGAGGGAAACGUACAGUGAGACAGUCAACAAGGAGCCUCUCGUCCUCCCCAAGAACCAAUCUACCGAGAUCGUGGCCUUCGAUGUACCGGAGACAAAGAAAGACGAGGGUAUUGAUGCUUCGCGAACCGUUGUGGCCGCGUACUUGGUAAGCCGUGAUGGCGGCGCUCAACUUGCGCGUUACGUCAACUGGCCAGAGCCCCUAAAAUAUUUGCAUCUUGCCAAACCGACACAGCUACGUGCGGAACUAAGUGACGACCUCACCACCGUUAAUGUUUCAGCCGAGGUCCCUGUUAAAGGCGUCGCGGUCGAGAGCGAGGACGAUGAUGUCAAGUUUGAGGAUAACCUUGUCGAUAUCGUUCCUGGAGAGGUGGUGAGUAUUAAGGUGCGCGGUGCGAAGGAGACUACUACGAUUACCACUAGGUAUUUAGGCAUGAUCUAG